Vicugna pacos (alpaca) is the source of this 6097-nucleotide messenger RNA. The record is from RefSeq and is a predicted model, not a curated record. Lineage: Eukaryota; Metazoa; Chordata; Mammalia; Artiodactyla; Camelidae.
AUGGCGAAUGCUGGCGGAGUUCAGGCGAGGAGAGAUCAGGCUGGGGUGCGGGUGCUGGGGCUUCCGGACGUGGGUGCGGUGGGCCCAGGGCUGGUAGCAGGCUCUGCUUGUUUCUUUCGAUGUGGCCAAGAAGCUAACCUGGAACUUUCUCCCUUUAUUUCACAGGUCACCGCCAAGACUGCCUUCCUAUUUAUUUUACCUCAGUAUAACGUCAGCGUGCCUACUGCAGACGGCGAGAGCGUGCAUUACCACUACGGGCCGAAGGACCUGGUCACAAUCUUGUUCUACGUCUUCAUCACCAUCAUCUUGCACGCCGUGGUGCAGGAGUACAUCUUAGACAAAAUCAGCAAGCGGCUUCAUCUCUCCAAGGUCAAGCACAGCAAGUUCAAUGAAUCUGGACAGCUGGUCGUCUUUCAUCUCAGCUCGGUGAUCUGGUGCUUCUACGUGGUGGUGACGGAAGGAUACUUAACAAACCCAAGGAGCCUCUGGGAAGACUACCCACACGUGUACCUCCCCUUCCAGGUGAAGUUCUUCUACCUGUGCCAGCUGGCCUACUGGCUGCACGCGCUCCCUGAGCUCUACUUCCAGAAGGUACGGAAGGAGGAGGUUCCCCGGCAGCUCCAGUACAUCUGCCUGUACCUGGUCCACAUAGCGGGCGCGUACCUCCUAAACCUGAGCCGCCUGGGCCUGGUCCUGCUCCUGCUGCACUACUCCACCGAGUUCCUCUUCCACGCCGCCCGCCUCUGCUACUUCGCAGAUGAGAACAACGAGAAGCUGUUUAGCGCCUGGGCUGCAGUAUUCGGGCUCACGCGCCUCUGCAUCCUCACCCUCGCGGUGCUGGCCAUCGGCUUUGGCCUCGCUCGCAUGGAAAACCAGGCCUUCGACCCCGAGAAAGGGAACUUCAACACAUUACUUUGCAGGCUGUGCGUGCUGCUGCUGCUGUGCGCCGCCCAGGCCUGGCUCAUGUGGCGCUUCAUCCACUCCCAGCUGCGACACUGGCGCGAGUACUGGAGCGAGCAGAGCGCCAAGCGCAGGGUCCCCGCCGCCCCCAGGCCGGCAGCCAGGCUCAUCAAGAGGGAGUCAGGUUACCACGAAAACGGAGUGGUCAAAGCAGAGAACGGAACCUCCCCACGGACUAAGAAACUCAAGUCUCCUUAAGGCCAAAGUGCUGAGAGCAGGACUCCUCUUGUGGGGGCCCCACAGGGAGGCGGGGAGCCCCGGCCUCCAUUGCUGCCCCCGUCCGGCUCUGGAUGCUCCGUCUCAAACAGCAGAAACCUGUCUUCACCCAGGGCCUUUUCCUCUUUUACGUCUUGGCUCGCUCUUCUUCCUCCGUGAACCAUUCUCAAUAAAACCAAAAGCCUUCCCCUCUCCCCCCUUUGGCCCCCCAGAGCCUCCCCCGUCCUGCGUUGAGCUUUCUGGAAGCCCAGGCUCCGUGGUUACCUUUCUGCUGGCUCCCCGUUUCUCUUUCUCCACGGCUGUUCCUCUCUCUGUUUACUUGUUAAUUUGACCUUGUCAUGCGAGUUUUCUGUGUCUGAUUUUUACCACGCGAGGGGGCUAAGCUUGCAGUACCGGCCAUCCGGCACCCAGUGCCGGGACCUGUCCGAGUCCCUGGAGCCUCCGUCGUUGAUCCCUGUGUGCAUGGACAGCGGUGGAGACCAGCCCCCUGGGAUCGUCAUCUCCUAGGUGCUGAUUAACUGAAGAGAUGUCUGAUUCCAGCUCUGCUCACACCACCUGGAAGCCUGGCGGGGACACAGCUGGCUGUAAAUGCCGAGGCGCUUGGCUUUGGGGCGUGAGGACACGAUGCAGAGGAUGGUGGUAACUGUCGGGCCCCGGGACCCAGGAGAGCAUCCCGGGGCUGGUCCCGGCUGCGAACCCAGCCUGCUCCCUCCCUGUCGGGGAAGUGCGGGAGGAGGACCGGUCUUCAUGCCCUGCGGCCCAGCACAGCGACCCGGAGCGGCAGGCCCUUCCCGAAAGGUAACUGACGGCAGAAACGAUGGAGGGGAUGACCUCGGCCUCCCUUUCUGCGUUGCUCCUCGCAACACUCACCAGCAUUCAAACCAAACCAGACAGCAGUUACCGAACUGGCCGGGGACAGGCUGGUUCCAGCCACCCGGUCGGGGUGGCCUUGCACGGGACUUCACCUCUCUUGCUGCAGAGACAUUAGCCCCCAGGGGCCCCAGGGAGGGUCACCUGGGCCCCUCGCUCGCCGGCCCCACCUGUUGAGUGUCCCUUGGCAUGGUCAUCAUUGUCUUGCCGUUUGCUGAGCAUGCACCCACAGCAUUUAGACGGUUUGAAAGGAGGCCGACUGAGUCGCUCUGCUGGUGAGACGGGCAGACCUGGCCCUGCUGAUACAAGUCUUUGCGCCCCCUUCCUGCCCGGGUUCGUUGCCUUCCCCUACCCAAAGGCAGGGCCUCCAGGCUCCAUGGUGCCUCGUGAGGACUCCGGAGGGAAGCAAGGCUCUCAGUAGGGAGGCCGGGAUGCUGUGUGGAUGUGGCGGGGCGCCGUUCCUGUGGGCACAGGAGUGUUGGCGUCAUGUGAUGUUCUGGUCCUCUUCCUGACAUCACAGUAGAAACCAAACCUUGGAUUUUUACCCCGGGGAUGGGACGGGUGGGUCUUUUCAUCAAAGCAGCGCCCUUCCACAGGUCACUUGCAUCAGAGAGGUUUUAAUCUACCAGUGCCUGGGGAUUUGCUGCAUAACACCAUGGUCGCCUCUCAUCUCUCUGUGCAGGAGAAGGCCGUGGUGAUGGGAAGGACCUCUCUUCUGGUCACCCAUGAGGAGGGACAGUGCUUUUGCAAAUGCCAGUUCCUCCCAUCCUUCCCCCUCCUUCCUUGACACUUACCUGAGCUGCAGAGCAGAGUGCUGGUGAAAAGGUGGCUUGUACCAACAAGCAGACCCAGUCUGGAACCUCUCAGCCAUUUAGUCCAACAGUCCCCAGACCCCUGCAGCUGGAGCUGCGUGCACUCCUAUCUUGCCCCGGGGACGCGGGUGCAGCCCAGGUCAGCCUGCAGCCUCCCAAGUCUGCCCAGCAGCCUCGCGCCCUACCCAGUCCUCUCCAGGCUGCGGCUUUGGCCUAGGGGGCCGCCUCCCCCACCCAGAGCCCGGCUGAGCCGUGCCUUCAGCCCGUGCCUGGCCGUGGCCUGGGAGGUGGGGAACUGCAGCUGAGGUCCUGGCAUCAGUCAGUGUCCUAUCUCCCACAUGGAGGUGAUUGGUGAUUGUCGCCAGAAAACCCGUGCUUGGCUGUCCUCGGUCUCCGGCCGGCCGGCCCCGCAGUGCAGUGUGCCUCACGGUGCCACCAGCCCAGGGCCAGGCUAACUCCCACUGCUUCCUAAAGGACAGAGUCGGUUCCAUAAUGAGAGUCGGGAAAAUCUUUCCUGCUGCAUGAACCCCUGUGACCCUGAGUGAGGCCAGCAUCACGCAGGCUGCCUUCGGGGAUGAUUUGAGGGGAGGGUAAGAGGGUCAGGGUCCGUGCUCUGUCACCCCUAGCAUGCCUGGCACAUUUGUUUCAGAGCCGAGCCCCUGGCAGGUUGGCUCAAAGCAUGUUGCCAGGGGCUGAAGUAACUCAAUUCUACUUCAUCCUGAGAGCGUGCGGAGCUGGCUGGUCCUGAUUUGGCACUUUGGCUGUUUUCUUCCUUCCUGGCCAGACACCCCUGGUUGGAGAGGCCGCCGAGCGCCAUCAGCCAGGAGGCGAGCAGGUGCUAAUCUACCUCAGCGGCCACCGCCCUCCGGCACCGCUGGCCGCGCAGGCGCCCCUCCUGGGGGCCCGGUGAUGGGAUGUUAUUUUUAUCCUCGAGGCUCAGAUAGCCGCACUAUUAAUAAGUCACACAUGCCCCUUCUGAAGGCAGGGGGCAGGUUGUGGGAGGGGGGGCAGGCCCAUUCUGGUCAGUUCCAGUCCCGCGUGUGUCUGGGCCCCAGACCCGCACUGUUGCCCCGAGGCAGAGCUACCAGCAUUCCAGAAACCAGCACCGACCCCGGUGCCCUGGCCGCCUCUGCACCCGCAGAUGCCCGUCCCGACCGGAAUCUGGGGCCAGGAACCCCCCCUGGGGCCAGGCUGGGCGUUCUGGGACACGUGUCUGGAUUUGCGCUUGCGACAUCUUUCUCGGGACCCUUUGACCUAAGUGCUGAAUGAGCGGUAGGGGCAAAGCAUGCAACCCCUUCCUGAGAGUCCACAAUGGAAAAUUCUCUUCCCUGGAUGCCUUUUUAAACUCGAAGUGGCUCGCCGCCUCCACCCCGCCUCGGCUUGGGUGUUCUUCCUGGGCGUCAGCCUCCCUGUUGGUUUGUCCUCGCCUGGGGGCUGAGGCGGCAGGGAGGUCUGGACGGACCUCGCUCCCCUGGGGGGAAGUGGGGGCUCAGUGUCCCAAGGGAACAGACUUCCAUUCCUGACCGUGGGGAGGCGGGGUGGGGGGGAGCCUCUUUCCCCACCGGAGGGUGUGCCCGUGAGGCCGGACUGCCCGGGGGUCUCUUCCCCAGCUGCCUUCGCAGCUCCCAGCCCUGCCCGGGAGGAGGGGCCUUGGGCAUGGCUGGAGGAGGUCGUCCAUGAUCCUCAGAGCCUAAGUAGUCUGUCCCCGCAGCUGCUGUUGGCCCAGUGAGGAGCCUUCACCAACGAAAACUUUAUCCUAGUUCUUGUGUGACUGUGGACCCUUCCUCUCAAAAGGCUGGAAAGGACGACCCGGCCCACAGCCGCCUCCCCCUGACCCGCCUGCUCUCUGCUCUGAGCAGAUCUUUGUGUCCGAAGUGCCUUACUUGUGUGGUCCUCUGGCCCCGGGCCUGGUCAAGUCACAUGUAAAGGGAACACAGAUUGUGACAGUUUUGCCUCAUUCGUCACCAUACCCCCUCCCCCUUCCCCGCGUCAGGGUCUGUGGUCGUUUCUAGUUUCUCCCUUGUGACCGGGUGGCAGCAGCAGGGGCCUGGAGGCCCCUACCUGCUGGCAUGUGCCUGUGAGGGAAGCUCGGGGCUUCCAGGGACACUAGCCCCCAAGCCCAGGCCUCUGGCCCCAUGCGGGAGCCCUGCUCUUCCCCCAACAUUUGAAGAAAAGGUACCCUUGCUGUAGCCUCCUUUGAUCUCUGUUGCUCCCCACUCAGCCCUACGUUUACGCGAUCGAGUUUGCCCUUCGCCAUCACAGGUGCCCGUGUGACGUGGGUCCGGGUGGGCUGUGGCGGAGUGUGUCCCCCGCCCUUCCAUGCAGUGUUACCUUGUGUGAGCAGCAGCUCCCCCUGCCUGCCGGCCUUGUCCUGGCUCCUCCGGGUUGUGCAAUAACUCCCAGCCGGUGGUCUUUCCCUCGGCCCUCUGUCCCUCCCUGCCUGGCACUGGGGGGGGGGGUCGUCCCCACAGAAGAAACCCUAGCCGCCCCUCCCCUGUUGCUGUCAUUCUCGUGACCCUGGUGGGCGUCUGGCAGUCUCAUGGAACCUUGUAGCAUCAUCUUAGACAUCCUUUUUUCUUUUAAGUCUGUUGAGGAGGAGAGAAACCACCCUCAGGCCGGGGCACUAACAGGCCCGCGUCUGGGAGUGAGGGGUGUGGGGACCCGCGCGGCGUCACCAGCCUCCUGCUGAAAGCGUCCUCGAGUUUCUUGUCCGUGUGGAGCGUUUCCCGGGACUCGGUCCCACGUGGGCAGCCUGUGCACCUGGCGGGAUCUGGCUGGCUGCACGUGCCGCCGUUUCCGGGGGUCCAGUCAGGUGUCUGUGGGGUGAGGCUCUGCACCUCGUUUUUCAGUCCCUCGUGUGUAAGAACCUCUGAAGGCCGGGCAGCGGCUGUUGGCGCCCUGAGCACCUCCUGGCGCAAACGUGGGCUGAGUGUCUGCUUUUCUUCGCUAGCCUGUUCAUGUUGUGGACCAAAUUUCACCGAGGAACUCAAGGAAACCUUGUACCUGCGUAUUUAUGCUUUCAUGUAAAAGGGUCUUGUUUUCUGGCUGUUUUUGCCCGGGGGGGUGGGGAUCUUUUUACUUUCAGUGAACCGUUUUUGCAAAUCCUUUUCCCACUGUUCCUGUCUGGUUUUAAAACAAAUUACAGUUUUGUAUGGAUUUUUUUUAAAAUGUACAUUUUGAAACAAAUGAUCAACAAAUAUUUUUGAAAUACCUGAAUAAAAGGCAUAGAAUUCUUAGUC